This is a messenger RNA of Esox lucius (northern pike), 3577 nucleotides long. RefSeq names its product protein O-linked mannose N-acetylglucosaminyltransferase 1 (beta 1,2-) (gene pomgnt1). Gene Ontology annotation, molecular function: beta-1,3-galactosyl-O-glycosyl-glycoprotein beta-1,3-N-acetylglucosaminyltransferase activity. The transcript is spliced from 21 exons. The record is from RefSeq and is a predicted model, not a curated record. Gene Ontology annotation, biological process: protein O-linked glycosylation via N-acetylgalactosamine. Gene Ontology annotation, cellular component: Golgi membrane. Lineage: Eukaryota; Metazoa; Chordata; Actinopteri; Esociformes; Esocidae. Bases 177 to 2138 code for a protein of 653 amino acids.
UUAAUGUUGCUCACAAGACACGGAUCACAAUAAGCAGCUGCCAGUUGUCUUCUAAUUACAGAAAAUCUACUCAAGCGAUUAUCCUGCAAAUUGCGAGCGGUGCAUAUGCGUUGUUGUGGAAAGACGCUUGGCAGCAGGAGGAGGAGAGGAUUUGCAGUCCCGUGCCACAGUCAGGGAUGGACACAUGGAAACCGAAUCCUCGAGCGAAACCAUUCAUCCCUCGACAACAGCGGAGCCUAUACCUCACCUGGAAGUACAAACUGGCAAACAAGCGAGUCAUCCGCAGAGUGUGCCAGGCCGGAGCAGUUCUUUUUCUGCUGGUCACAGUCAUUGUGAACAUCAAACUCAUUUUAGACACAAGAAGAGUUGCCAGUGAGGAAGAGGCCGGCCAGGAGGAUGACGAGGCCCUGCCCAACAUGGAGACCCCGCGAAAGCCAGCAGGCGGUAGGAAGGUCCUGGACAUCGAGGUGUACUCCAGCCGCUCCAAAGUGUACGUGGCCGUGGAUGGCACCACUGUGUUGGAGGAUGAUAUGCGAGAGCAAGGCAGAGGCAUACAUGUGAUAGUCCUGAACCAGGCUACUGGCCAUGUGAUGGCUAAAAGGAUAUUUGACACAUACUCUCCUCAUGAAGACGAGGCCAUGAUCCUCUUCCUCAACAUGGUGACACGGGGCAGAGUCCUCAUCUUCACAAUCAAGGAUGAGGGGACAUUUCACCUGAAAGAGUCUGCUAAGAACCUGCUGAAGGGGUUGGGCAGCCAGGCAGGCCUUAACCUCAGCUGGCGAGACAUGUGGACCCUUGUGGUGAAGAAAGGAGGUCAGGUGUAUGGUGAGAAACACUCCAAGUCGCCAGCCCUGUCCACCUGGGGAGACCCUGUCCUCCUGAAGACUGAGGUGCAGCUCACUGCUUCUGAAGAUGCUGAGUGCCACUGGGCCGACACUGACCUGAACAGGCGGAGGAAGCUCUUUUGCAGUAAGGUGGAGGGCUAUGGCAGCAUCUGUAGCUGCAAGGACCCAGCCCCCAUUGAGUUCAACCCAGACCCACUCCCGACUAACAACGUCUUCAAUGUUCCUGUGGCUGUCAUCGCUGGGAACAGACCAAACUAUCUGUACAGGAUGCUGAGAUCUCUGCUGUCAGCCCAGGGGGUCAAUCCACAGAUGGUCACGGUCUUCAUCGAUGGAUACUACGAGGAGCCCAUGGAUGUGGUGGAGCUGUUUGGACUCAAGGGAGUUCAACACACUCCAAUCAGCAUCAAGAAUGCCAGAGUAUCACAGCACUACAAGGCCAGUCUCACUGCAACAUUUAACCUACACCCAGAUGCCAACUUUGCCAUUGUCCUGGAAGAGGAUUUGGAUAUAUCCAUAGAUUUCUUCAGUUUCCUAAGCCAGACCGUCCAUCUGCUCAAUGAAGACGACAGCUUGUACUGCAUCUCUGCCUGGAAUGACCAGGGUUAUGAGCACACAGCAGAGGACCCAGCCCUGCUCUACAGAGUGGAGAGUAUGCCUGGCCUGGGCUGGGUGCUAAAGAAGAGCCUCUACAAGGAUGAACUGGAGCCAAAGUGGCCCACGCCUGAGAAGCUGUGGGACUGGGACAUGUGGAUGAGAAUGCCCGAACAGAGGAAAGGCAGAGAGUGUAUCAUCCCUGACGUGUCCCGCUCCUAUCACUUUGGCAUCAUUGGACUCAACAUGAAUGGCUACUUCCACGAAGUGUAUUUCAAGAAGCACAGACUCAACACGGUUCCUAAUGUCCAGCUGAAGAAUGUAGAUGGCUUGAAAAAAGAUGCCUAUGAGCUGGAGAUCCAGAACUUAUUGAAGGAGGCCGAGGUGCUGGAUCACACUAAGAACCCAUGUGAGGACGUAUUCAUUCCUGAUACUGAGGGGAAGACCUACAUCAUGUACAUCAAGAUGGAGCUGGAGACUGAUACAUCCACCUGGACGGAGCUCGCCAAGUGCCUCCAUGUGUGGGAUCUGGAUGUGAGAGGGUACCACAAUGGCCUGUGGAGGCUCUUCAGGAAGAGGAACCAUGUCCUAGUGGUAGCUGUGCCUAUCUCACCAUACUCCGUGAAGAAGCCAGUGAACGUUACACCCAUCCACCUCGAGCCUCCACCCAAAGAAGAGGGAGCUCCUGCUGAGCAGCUGUAGCGCAGCAUCUCUGCACACCUUCACAAUGCGGUCCACUGGUAUGGAGGUCAUUCUUACAGUGGCAGGUGGUGUCUGGGAGCCAUUGUCUUUACACUGUACCAGUGUGUGGUGCCGUAGUGUUCCCACCUACCUAUAGAGGAAGCUACGGAAUCAGAUUCCCAAGUCACACAUGACACCAGCUCUGUUUCUUUACUCUGCAAAAACGUCAGGCAAGGCAUUUCUUUGAAACCGGCUUCAAAAUAGAGCAUUGUAAAUUGGCUAACACGAAACACUGUCCAGCCUGGCCAAAAAGCCAUUGACGCUACCCUAGUACCAACGAACAGCAGGAAUUUGAUUUGUUGGUGGAGGUCAAACACUGACUGAACUAACCAGUGAUCUAUUUCUGUCUUUGGUCUUUUACUGAAGGGCGGACUGGGUCAAGUAGGUUUUGGACAAAGUGUGAGGUUAAUUGUGUUAAGCGGUGGUAACAGGAUUUCAUCUUGAACAUUUACCUAUAUAUAUGCCCCUGACCUUUCACUGGUGCACUCUUCAGGAAGGGUAAGGUGGCUGACCGCUGUAUAAAAGGCAUCUGCUAACUGCGGUAGGAUGCCAGAAGAAAAUGGAAGGAUGGAUGGAGGUUGCUCAACCAUUGAAUCGUUGAACACAGUGACUUCUGGCAAAAUAUCCCCACCCAUUAAACUGCUGACUGUUUCGUCCAUGUACAUUAACAUAUGUCUAUUUAUUUUGCCUAUAUUAACCAACAAAUGGUUAAUUUUGUUUUUAAACUUUUAUUAAAAUAAAUAUAAAAAAUAAAGUCUAAUAUUGUACACACAUCUGAUAUAAUAUUAUGCAUAUAUUUUUUUGGAUGAAAACAUUUGAUUCUUUUUUUUUGGCAAUAACCUUUCGGACUGAAUAGCGAAGGAUGUUGUCUGUCUGUAUUAUAAAAUGGUGUUGAAUGCUAAAAGAGCUCGGGGUCAAAAGCAGUGGCCUGUAAGGGAUAGUUUUCAUUUGGGAUGUAGUUAGGGAAAGAUGUUGACACCAGGCCUUGAACACUACAGUCUAAGUAUUUCAAAAAGAACCUGAUUGCGUUUGUUCAUCUAAUGUUGGAUAUAUAAGUAUCUACAGUGGGGUUCAAUGGGGAAGACAUGUUUUGUAAAAGCAGUUAUACUGUACAUCUUUGUUUCCAGAGGUAUAUGUGUGUUUCCCCUGUAGUACUGAUAAAACAGUGUUCUUUAAGUCAAACACUUGUUUUGUUUUAUAGUAUUACAGUCAACUUCAGGACAACCGAACACAUGCAUGUGCCCAACAGAACAAUGGACAAUUUGAUGGUAAGAACUUUAGGCAUCUAAUUUCAGAGUGCUCAUGUGUUAACAUUUUGGUUUGUUUAUUUGAUAAUAGUCCUUAGACACAUUUCUGGUAUACACUAUGAAAAUGAAUAAAGAUGUUUUUUGUUUUUUUUA